AUCUUGACAAUAUAUCUCUUUUCUUUUCCUCCCUUUUUUCCUUCCUAUCUGGGUCAUUUUCUUUGCCUCUUCUUUCCCCCUUUUUCUAGACAACAAAAAGAUCCUAACUUUGUGUUUUUCUUUAAACAAACAACCAUGGUUGAUACUUUUGCUGAUCUCUUCCAACAAAAUGAUGAAUUUGUCGACCAUACAUUGAAUCCUCAUUUUGAGGGAGAUGACCUCUUUAGCAUCUUCGAGAGUUUGGAGAACGUUGCUGAGUUCACUAUGAUCGAAGAUGAUACUGAGCCUGUUAAAGAUGGGGAAGAAACUACUAGCUUGGUCUUCUCUGAGACAGAGCUUGAGACUUCGCCAAAAACCAAGCGGUUGAAGACGAUAGCGGCGACGUCUCCUACUGCUGCAAUGACGUCGACCGGUCUUUCUUCCUCGGAGGAUCCAAACCCUGAUGGACCUCAAAGAAUGUCGCAUAUUACGGUGGAACGUAACCGUAGGAAGCAAAUGAACGAACACUUGACUGUCUUGAGAUCACUCAUGCCUUGCUUCUAUGUCAAGAAAGGAGAUCAAGCUUCAAUAAUUGGAGGGGUGGUGGAAUACAUCAAAGAGUUGCAACAAGUUCUUCAAUCAUUGGAAGCCAAAAAGCAAAGGAAAGUCGUUUAUAGUGAAGUAUUGAGCCCUAGGGUUGUUUCAAGUCCAAGGCCUAAUUUAGCAAUGAGUCCAAGAAAACCACCACUAAGCCCUCGCCUUAACUUGCCAAUCAGUCCAAGGACUCCACAACCCACUAGCCCUUAUAGCAAGCCUCCUCCAAGGUUGCAACAAACUCCCUCCGCCGCCACCGGUGGUGGUGCCUAUAAUAAUAUCUCUUCAAGCAGCUCUAGUACCACCAAUAUGGCUAAUAACAACAACUCAUUAGAGCCAUCUCCUUGUAAUUCAUGUUCAACCACAAAUUCCUCAAUCGAUAAUAAUAACAAUAAUAAUAGCAAUAGUAAUAGUAACAACAAUAAUGAUCUUGUGGCAAAUUCAAAAUCAGCCAUAGCUGAAGUUGAGGUGAAGUUUACAGGUCCAAAUGUGGUUUUGAAGACAGUUUCUCCUCCAAUCCCUGGUCAAGCUUUCAAGAUUAUUUCUGCACUAGAACAACUCUCCCUGGAAAUUCUCCAUGUCAAGAUCACCACCCUUGAUGAAACCAUGUUUAACUCCUUCACAAUUAAGAUUGGAAUUGAAUGCCAACUUAGUGCAGAGGAAUUGGCUCAACAAAUUCAGCAAACGUUCUGCUAAUUGAAAGUUUGUUUGAAUUAUUAUUAAUUAUUAUGGAAGGAUAAUUUAUGCAUGGAAAAAUCCCACAUUCUCUUUCUACACAAAAACAACAGUACGGAUCAUCAGAAAUAAAGGAGGAACUUUGUGGUGGGGAACCCAUUUUUAGUCACUCUUUUUAACAAAAAUUAAUAUAUAUAUGUAAUUCUCUCUUCUAAUGCUAAUUAGCUGCUCUUAAUCUCUCUCUUUUCAUUUGUGUGAUUGUGUAAUGUAAUUCAUAGAUCAUAUCCAGAAAAGCUACCUAGCUUUUUUGGUUUACUAUUCACAUUUUCACUACAUGUUUUUGUUUA
This is a messenger RNA of Cucumis melo (muskmelon), 1595 nucleotides long. RefSeq names its product transcription factor SPEECHLESS. The record is from RefSeq and is a predicted model, not a curated record. Bases 136 to 1269 code for a protein of 377 amino acids. NCBI's taxonomy places the organism in Eukaryota, Viridiplantae, Streptophyta, Magnoliopsida, Cucurbitales, Cucurbitaceae. Gene Ontology annotation, cellular component: nucleus. The transcript is spliced from 3 exons. Gene Ontology annotation, molecular function: protein dimerization activity; DNA-binding transcription factor activity. Gene Ontology annotation, biological process: guard cell differentiation; stomatal complex development; positive regulation of DNA-templated transcription.